Microplitis demolitor is the source of this 4292-nucleotide messenger RNA. RefSeq names its product cyclic AMP-dependent transcription factor ATF-6 alpha (gene Atf6). The record is from RefSeq and is a predicted model, not a curated record. Bases 879 to 3431 code for a protein of 850 amino acids. Gene Ontology annotation, biological process: regulation of transcription by RNA polymerase II; endoplasmic reticulum unfolded protein response. NCBI's taxonomy places the organism in Eukaryota, Metazoa, Arthropoda, Insecta, Hymenoptera, Braconidae. Gene Ontology annotation, cellular component: nucleus. The transcript has 4 exons. Gene Ontology annotation, molecular function: DNA-binding transcription factor activity, RNA polymerase II-specific; RNA polymerase II cis-regulatory region sequence-specific DNA binding.
UACGCGCGAAUUUUUUAAAAGUUUCAAAUUUUUUUUUUUACAUUAAUAUGAAGUUCGUUUAUUUAAAAAAUUAAAGAAUUACCAGAACUCUAUUUUCACUUAAUGUUUUUUAGUGAUACUGAAAUUAGUCAACCUGAUAUGUUUUAACUUUUUAAAAACAAAUUAAGGGCACGUUUUUCAAACCGGGUUUGAAUUAAUAUUGCUGGUAUAUAAUAAUAUAUAAAUAUAUCAGAAAUAGUAAUUUAAAGCAGGACUAAAAAUAAACUUAGUUUUAAAAACCGGCUCUAGAUAUUAUUUGAAUAAAUAAUUUUAAAUUAUACGCGCGAAUUUUUUAAAAGUCAAACUUUUUUUAACAUUAAUAUGAAGUUAGUUUAUUUAAAAAAUUGAAAAAUUACCAGAACUCUGAUACUAAUACUCACUACAAAAAAAUUUUUUCCUAUUAAUAUUAAAUUUGUUUAUUUAAAAAUAAAAAAAACUAUCGGACAUCCGUUUUUUUUCUAUUUAAAUUGAAAAUUGAACACCUUGUAGAUAACAACUUUACGGGACUGUAUUUUUCUCUUUCUUACUUAAAAAUGUUUAGUUAAAUUCACCGGUAUAUGGGUAUAUUGUAAAGAGAAGUGGAAGUAUGUUCUGUUGCUGCUGGUGAUAUUCCACAUGCACACGAUACUCCAAAGUUGAUGGUGGUUUCAACGACAACAAAAAAUAAUAAUGCCGGUUGGUCAUGCCUGACGUUUAACAAACGUGUUUUUAAAUGUUUUACAAAAAAAUAUAAUUAUCUAAUAUUAUCCAUUUAAAUUUAUUGUGUUAAUUUAUUAAUAAAAAAAAACUAAAGUGAUUAAAAACUAAUAAAUGAUAAAAUUAAAAUAGUGGUUUUAAUAAUGAAACAAAAUACUAAAGGUCAUUGUAUUUUAAAUAUGAUGGAUUUUGAUGAAAAUUCAUUAUUUAUAGAUAACGAGUAUCCAUUACCAGCCGAUGAUUUUCUACAAGCAUUGAGUUCUGACCUUGAGAUUCCAUUGCUGUUAAAUGGCGAAGGAUCACCUGGUCGUGAUGAAAGUCCUGAUGAAAUAAUAAAAGGCGCAGCAUUGAAUUCAUUAUCUAAUUUCGAUAGAUUCGAUACCGGUUAUGAAUUCGAUGAUGUAUUUUCAAAUAUUAAUAAUACAGAAUUAAGUGUCAAUAAUUUAUCAAACAUCAUAAAACAUGAAUCAGAAAAUUCACAUUUCCCACCGUCACCAAGUCCCAGUCAUUCGGAAUCAAGUAGCGGAGGUUCUGAAUGGCAAAAUGACAGUCCAUAUAAUAAAACAUCAUCAUCACCAGAAAAAUUUAGUUUAGACACACCACCGAUUUCACCACCAGAUACAGAAUCACCGCCAGUAUCACCACAGCCUGAACCGCAACCAGUGACAUCUAAAAUUCCAGUACUUCAUCCUCUUAAAUUAAUCCCACUUAGCGCUCAAGAUGUCAAUCUUUCACAAAACAAAGCUAAAUUUGUCCUGGCAAAAGGUAAUACAGCAAAGCGUGUGUGUAUUCAAACACUGAAGCAAUCAUCAUCAUCAUCAUCAUCGUCAUCAACGUCGUCGUUAUCAUCAUCAUCUUCAGUAUUAUCAAACAGUAAUAAUGGUGAGCAACCGCGUAAAAUGAUAGUUUUGAGUGCUCAAGAUUUUGCAGCAUUGACUAAAAAUGUAUCACAAAAUCCAUCAAUACGGCCGCCAUUAAAAAUUCAAACUCUAAAACGUAAACAAGAUAACAAUAUGAACAGUUUUAAUCUACAAUCCGGUGAUUUUAAACAAGCAAUUGAGUUACCCAAAACAAACCAGGUUAAAAUACUUAAUCCAAUAGCAAACAUACCGGUUGUUAAACCAGAACUUGUAAUUAGUACUCCACUCGACCCUGAAGAUGUUAAAGCAACAGCACCACCACCUUUAUCAGCAUUACCAGCAACUCAGGCAUGUACACCGAUAGUAAUAAGUCAUACAAAUAACACCAGCAGUCCAACAAUAGCUCCGAUUUUAAUAAAAACCGAGCUGUCAGAUAUUAAUAAUUUGACAGCGCGCCAAGAGUCUGAACUUAAAGCAUUCAAACGACAGCAGAGGAUGAUUAAGAAUCGUGAGUCCGCUUGUUUAUCUCGCAAGAAAAAAAAAGAGUAUGUGACGUCUCUGGAAAGACAAAUAUCAGACUUGCGAGAAGAAAAUAAACAACUGAGAAUGGAAAAUUCAUAUUUAAAACAACAACUAAAUCUAACUGAUGACAAUCAAUUUUGUUUAGAUAAAAAAUUAGGAAAUUUAAAACAUGCAGUCAGUAAAAAAAAUACUGCAAUACUUUUAGCAGUAUUUCUUAUGUUUUCAAUAAACUUUCCAGUAUUCAAUGGAAUAUUUUCACCAGAUAAAAAUCAAUUAGACGUUUUAUCAAAAUCUAAUGCGCCAGCUGUGGUACCAAAUCUCAGACACGGCCGGUCUUUGCUGUGGUCUUCUGAUAUUGAUAAUGAUAAUGAUGGGGGUAUUGAAGAUGUCAACACAACGUCGCUGCAUCAGCCGAUGUGUCCGAUGUUCAUCAAUCAAACAGAGUCAAUACGUCUAGAUUACGAGUUGCGUCGGUGGAUUGGCGAAGACAGCGGUCAUGAAAACUGGACCGAAUUAAAUAAUAAAAAAAAAAAUAUAAAAGCUAAAUCUGUUGGUGAACUUUUGCUACCAAAAAUAAAAGAUUUGAAUGGAGAUAAAACAAAAUCAUUGUUACCGAAGGACGAAAAAUUGAAUGCAGCAAUAAAUGACAAAGAAUUGACACCAGCAAAUAAUAACGCGCUAAAAAUAUUCUCACUGUUUGACGCACUAGAAAAUCGUGAUACUUUUUACGUUAUUUGGUUCAGUGGCGAGCAUCUUUUGCUAUCAGCGUUGAGCCAAAAUAAUACUACGAGGCCACGUAUGUCACUGAUAUUUCCAACUGAUACCGUCAAUAAUUCUCUCGCACCACCGCCUCCUAAUCAUGUGACAAUGAGGCGCAUUGACUGCGAAGUCACUGAUACACAACUGGUCCACUUGCCUGAGUCUAUUGUCGUUCAGUAUUUGAAAGACAAUCGCAAGUCUCAGCCCAAAACUCGCAGUAAUCCGAGACCAGCAGCCGCUAAUUUUAAUUUGACGAAAAAUUACAAACGUUUUAAUUACGUCAAAAAUAAUGAAACUGCGAACGAGUAUGAAAGUAAAAGCAGCAAUCAGUCGUAUCCAAUUAAAAAAGAGGCGGAAUUUGUAAAUGAUAUUUCGUAUUUAGUUAAAGAUAACAAAUUUACUUCAGGAUUUUCGGUAGACAGUCCAAAAAAUUACGAUUACGUACCAAAAAAUGUCAACUACGCAACAAAUGUUGCUUCGUAUGUUAAGAAUUUAAACAGAGACUAUGUCAAGAGUGAUAAACAAUUACGAAAAAGACGAGGCUUGAAUCUUUAAUAUAUUAUUUAGUUAAUUAAAUAAAUUAAUACAAAUAAAUUCUUAUAUUUAUAGGGAUAUAUUGUCUAAUUUUUUUUAGACAGGCUGUGUAUUGAGGGCUAAAAAAAGUUAUGAUGAAUUUUUUCUAUUGAGCAGGAUUAAUAAGCAAAUUUAAAAUGAAUUUAAAUUUAUAAGUAACGACUGAUAGCAGUUUGUAAAUUGUAACUUAAUUAAUUAAUUAUCAAGGUGUGUAAUAUUUACAUAAUUAAUUACUGUAACCAAGUGCAAAUUUUAAGUAAUUUUGUGUGCGUAUAAAUUUUUAAGUUUAUAACAAAUGGAUUUACAAUCGCACAGUGUUAGUUAAUGAUUUGCGUGUGUGAUUAAAUCACGUUAGUAAUUUCAAAAGGACAGAUUUUAUGUGAAUUUUUGUAAUUUUUAUAGUAAAAUAAAAAGUUUUUAGUUAUCGAGGGCUUUAUAUGAGCGAAUUUUGAGUAAGAAAAGCAAGUUUUUAAAUCAUAUUUUUACUACAUUUUACCUUUGUCCCGAAAAGGUUCAAAAAAUUCUCAUUUGAAACUUUUUUUUGAUUCUUAUGGGACUACAGGUUUCUAAUGGGAACUUCUCAGAACGAGAGUAAAAUAUAGUAAAAAUAUGUUUUACAAAUUUGAUUUUUUUACUUCAAAUUCGCUGAUUUAAACCCUAAAUAAUUUCGAGUUCCCUAGACCCAAAAUGGCAUGUAAAAAUUUCAUUCUUUUUGGAAUAAGUAACGCGAAAUAUUAGUUAUUAUUAAUUAGAUAUUUACUGAUAGCAAAGAGGUUUAUUAUUAAAUUAAAAUUUAUGUAAGAUAAUUAUUAUUAUUAAUAUUAAGAUAAGUUUUAGUCAAUG